This is a messenger RNA of Budorcas taxicolor (takin), 1210 nucleotides long. RefSeq names its product aldolase, fructose-bisphosphate C (gene ALDOC). NCBI's taxonomy places the organism in Eukaryota, Metazoa, Chordata, Mammalia, Artiodactyla, Bovidae. The record is from RefSeq and is a predicted model, not a curated record. Gene Ontology annotation, molecular function: fructose-bisphosphate aldolase activity. Gene Ontology annotation, cellular component: cytosol. The transcript is spliced from 8 exons. Gene Ontology annotation, biological process: fructose 1,6-bisphosphate metabolic process; glycolytic process. Bases 4 to 1098 code for a protein of 364 amino acids.
ACCAUGCCCCACUCGUACCCAGCCCUUUCUGCUGAGCAGAAAAAGGAGUUGUCCGACAUUGCCCUGCGGAUUGUGGCCCCAGGCAAAGGCAUUCUGGCCGCAGAUGAGUCUGUAGGCAGCAUGGCCAAACGGCUGAGCCAAAUCGGGGUGGAGAACACUGAGGAGAACCGCCGGCUGUACCGCCAGGUUCUGUUCAGUGCCGAUGACCGUGUGAAGAAGUGCAUCGGCGGUGUCAUCUUCUUCCAUGAGACACUCUACCAGAAAGACGAUAAUGGUGUCCCCUUCGUCCGCACCAUCCAGGAUAAGGGGAUUGUAGUGGGCAUCAAGGUUGACAAGGGUGUAGUGCCUCUAGCCGGAACUGAUGGAGAAACCACCACUCAAGGGCUGGAUGGGCUUUCGGAGCGCUGUGCCCAGUACAAGAAGGAUGGCGCUGACUUCGCCAAGUGGCGCUGCGUGCUGAAAAUCAGUGAGCGCACACCCUCAGCACUUGCCAUUCUGGAGAAUGCCAAUGUGCUGGCCCGCUAUGCCAGCAUCUGCCAGCAGAAUGGGAUUGUGCCUAUUGUGGAACCUGAGAUUCUGCCUGAUGGAGACCAUGACCUCAAACGUUGCCAGUACGUUACAGAGAAGGUCCUGGCUGCUGUGUACAAGGCCCUGAGUGACCAUCACGUGUACCUGGAGGGAACCCUGCUCAAGCCCAACAUGGUGACCCCUGGCCAUGCCUGCCCCAUUAAGUAUAGCCCAGAGGAGAUCGCCAUGGCAACUGUCACUGCCCUGCGUCGCACUGUGCCCCCGGCUGUCCCAGGCGUGACCUUCCUGUCUGGGGGUCAGAGUGAAGAAGAGGCAUCUCUCAACCUCAAUGCUAUCAACCGAUGCCCCCUUCCCCGGCCAUGGGCCCUCACCUUCUCCUAUGGGCGUGCCCUGCAGGCCUCUGCACUCAAUGCCUGGCGAGGGCAACAGGACAAUGCUGGGGCCGCCACUGAGGAGUUCAUCAAGCGGGCCGAGGUGAAUGGGCUUGCAGCCCAGGGCAAGUAUGAAGGCAGCGGAGAAGAUGGUGGAGCGGCAGUGCAGUCCCUCUACAUUGCCAACCACGCCUACUGAGUACCCCUCCACACCACAGCCCUUGGCCCAACCACCUGCGCCCAAUUUUGCUUGUAGUUAUGGCCAGGGCCAAGUAGCCUUGCAGAGCAGAGAUGCCUCCAUCCAGCACUGA